UUGUUUACGUUUUGCAUUAAAAUUUAAAAGUUGGGUGUGCCAGCAACUAAAACCGCUUAAAUAAUUAAUUAGAAAUUAGAAGAGCCGACUCUAGUAAAUAAAAUGGUUAAAGUAGACGCGUGCUGGGCCCCAUGCAUAUGGAACGACAAUUUAAAGACGGGCUGCAAAGCCAUCAGUUUCUAUUCGGUGGCCCUCAGUGUGGUCUUGAUGACUUUUGUGAUAUUUAAUAUGUCGGGGGGCGAUUCCACCCAGUUGUACAAUCCCUUGUUCGAGUCUGAUAUUAGGAUGUCCAUGCAAGUGGUCGGUGGUUGUAUGAUAUUGUACUUCUUGUGCCUUAUUUUGUCCUCGAUUCUAAUGGUUUAUGGUCUUCACAUAAUGAUCCGAGGCCUCAUGAUGCCUUGGAUGGGGCUAUUCGGCAUCGGAAUUCUAUUUCAGUUGAUUUUUGGACUAUGGCUGCUUGGCGGUUAUUAUAUUUACAUUGAUUGUGUGCUAUAUACACUGAUAAUAUGGUGCUGGAUGGCUUAUAAUAUGUACUGUUGGCUAGUUGUAUAUUCACAGUACUUGGUUUAUGCAGCCAUGCAAUCUCCUAAUAUUGAACUUUUAUACCCUUAAUACUAAUUUGUGCAAUUUGUUGUUAAAACCGUCCACAAAUGUACCAUAGACUGACCAAAUCCGUUCCAUUUUUUUAAAGUAAACCUUAUAUGAAAAAGGUUACUAUAGGUUUAUUGUAAGUAUUUAUAUAAUUAUUACAUGACAACAAUGUAAACAUAAGAAUCUCAUUACAUGUAUUUUUUUUACACAAUUAGAGCAUAAAUUCAGCUCUCUUGAAUAUAUUAAGGUUUUAUAAUAA
This is a messenger RNA of Anthonomus grandis grandis, 850 nucleotides long. RefSeq lists its product as uncharacterized. NCBI's taxonomy places the organism in Eukaryota, Metazoa, Arthropoda, Insecta, Coleoptera, Curculionidae. The transcript has 4 exons. Bases 103 to 612 code for a protein of 169 amino acids. The record is from RefSeq and is a predicted model, not a curated record.